AGCCCCGAGUUGCCUACUCGGAGGACAGAGAGAGAGGGGGGAGAGAGAGAGAGAGAGAGAGAGAGAGAGAGAGAGAGAGAGAGAGAGAGACUGACUUACAGAGCAAAACCCUUCAUCCAUGGGGAGGACAGUCUGAGGGAGCCACAGCCUGCCUUGCCCACUAACUGGCUGACUUCUCUCCUCGCCUGGCAGUGGUAUGUCUCGGUCCUGCGUGAUUUAGGGAUAGUUGGCGCCUCCGCUGAGCUUUCAGACCAAGUCGCCGGGAGUUAACAUCUUCCCACCGGCAGGGAAGGGAGGAGUUGGCAAGAAUUUGGCUCGCCCGGUCCCCCCUGCAGUCCUCUGGUGUUGUGGAGCCGGGCCUCCGCCAUGACCGACACCGUGUUCAGCAGCAGCUCCAGCCGCUGGGUGUGUCCCAGCGACCGGCCCCUUCAGUCCAAUGACAAAGAACAGCUCCAGGCGGGCUGGUCCGUCCAUCCCGGGGGUCAGUCCGACAGGCAGAGGAAGCAGGAGGAGCUGACAGACGAGGAGAAGGAAAUUAUCAACAGGGUGAUCGCCCGGGCGGAGAAAAUGGAAGAGAUGGAGCAGGCGCGGAUUGGGCGUCUGGUGGACCGUCUGGAGACCAUGAGGAAGAACGUGGCUGGGGACGGGGUGAACCGCUGUAUCCUGUGUGGCGAGCAGCUGGGGAUGCUGGGCUCUGCCUGCGUCGUGUGCGAGGACUGUAAGAAGAACGUCUGCACCAAGUGUGGGGUGGAGACCUCCAACAACCGCCCGCAUCCUGUGUGGCUCUGCAAAAUCUGCAUCGAGCAGAGGGAGGUGUGGAAGCGUUCUGGAGCCUGGUUCUUCAAGGGCUUCCCCAAACAGGUCCUCCCACAGCCUAUGCCUAUAAGGAAGACAAAACCCAAGCAGCCUGACACUGAGCCCGCUGUCCCAGAGCAGCCUACCCCCGAACCCAAGCACCCUGUCCGGGCUCCAACUCAAGGUGACACCGAAGACAGGAGGGGCCCAGCUCAGAAGCCAGGCCCUGAGCUGGCCACUGCGCCUGGCCGAGGAAGCUAUGGGCCUCCAGUGCGCAGGGCCUCUGAGGCACGAAUGAGCUCCGCCAGCCGGGACUCGGAGGGCUGGGGCCACGGCCAUGGCGGGGCAGCCGGGGACUCCAGCCGGAGCCCAGCAGGCUUGAGACGGGCCAACUCAGUCCAGGCCUCCAAACCCGCCCCAGCCUCGACGCCGAGCCAGGCACCUCCUCAGCCCGGGCAGCCAGCGCCCCCUGGAGGCAGCAGGCCCGGCCCUGGGCCAGCAGGACGCUUUUCCGACCAGAGACCAGACGCGGCCCCCAGCGACCUCUGCUAUCCGGGGGCCUCCAUCCCACCCUGGGAGGAGCGAUUAGGAGCCGGAGCCAGGGAGGACCGGGCGGGCCACCCACCAGGCCCUUAUUCCCAAGCGUCUGCUGCCGCCCCCCAGCCCGUCGCCACCCCUGCCCGCCAGCCCCCGCCCCCGGAGGAGGACGAGGAGGAAGCCAACAGCUACGACUCGGAUGAAGGGACCACCCUGGGCGCCCUGGAAUUCAGCCUUCUGUACGACCCGGAGAACAGCUCCCUGCACUGCACCAUCAUCAAGGCCAAGGGACUGAAGCCCAUGGACUCCAACGGCCUGGCCGAUCCUUAUGUGAAGCUGCACCUCCUGCCUGGAGCCAGCAAGUCCAACAAGCUUCGGACAAAGACCCUGCGGAACACCCGGAACCCCGUCUGGAACGAGACCCUCGUCUACCAUGGCAUCACGGACGAGGACAUGCAGCGCAAGACCCUCAGGAUCUCUGUCUGUGAUGAGGACAAAUUUGGCCAUAACGAGUUUAUCGGUGAGACCAGAUUCUCCCUCAAGAAGCUGAAAUCCAACCAAAGAAAGAACUUCAACAUCUGCCUCGAGCGCGUGAUCCCGAUGAAGCGCGCCGGGACCACCGGGUCCGCCCGCGGCAUGGCCCUCUAUGAGGAGGAGCAGGUGGAGCGCAUCGGAGACAUAGAGGAGCGCGGCAAGAUCCUGGUGUCACUCAUGUACAGCACCCAGCAGGGAGGCCUCAUCGUGGGCAUCAUACGCUGCGUGCACCUGGCCGCCAUGGACGCCAACGGCUACUCGGACCCGUUCGUCAAACUCUGGCUGAAACCAGACAUGGGGAAGAAGGCCAAACACAAGACUCAGAUUAAGAGGAAAACCUUGAAUCCUGAAUUUAACGAGGAGUUCUUCUAUGACAUCAAGCACAGCGACCUGGCCAAGAAGUCGCUGGACAUCUCGGUCUGGGACUAUGACAUCGGCAAGUCCAACGAUUACAUCGGCGGCUGCCAGUUGGGCAUCUCGGCCAAGGGAGAGCGCUUGAAACACUGGUACGAGUGUCUGAAGAACAAGGACAAGAAGAUCGAGCGCUGGCACCAGCUCCAGAACGAGAACCACGUGCCCAGCGACUAGGAUGGCGCCCAGCUCCCUAGCUCUGUGCCCAGGUCCCCCCUCCCCCAGCCUGCCCUGCGGCCCACUGCACUCUGGUCUCUCCCCUGAAUGCCCCCCACCCCUCCCCUGCCGCCCUCUCUGAACCUGCUUUUGGGGUCCCCUUCACCUCGGGUGUUGCCGCCAAAGAACUACUCCGCCCCCCGCGAUGCUGCUGCCAGGC
This is a messenger RNA of Pipistrellus kuhlii (Kuhl's pipistrelle), 2653 nucleotides long. It is a transcript of the gene RPH3A, whose product is annotated as rabphilin 3A. Gene Ontology annotation, molecular function: small GTPase binding. The record is from RefSeq and is a predicted model, not a curated record. Lineage: Eukaryota; Metazoa; Chordata; Mammalia; Chiroptera; Vespertilionidae. Gene Ontology annotation, biological process: intracellular protein transport. The transcript has 21 exons. Gene Ontology annotation, cellular component: membrane. Bases 367 to 2454 code for a protein of 695 amino acids.